Molecule: messenger RNA, 3280 nt
Organism: Phanerochaete carnosa HHB-10118-sp
Lineage: Eukaryota; Fungi; Basidiomycota; Agaricomycetes; Polyporales; Phanerochaetaceae
Exons: 10
Coding region: 504-1937 (477 amino acids)
Biological process (GO): aldehyde metabolic process
Cellular component (GO): cytoplasm
Molecular function (GO): aldehyde dehydrogenase (NAD+) activity
Source: RefSeq, a predicted model, not a curated record
GCCUCUGCUUGGACAUGUUCCAAUACCCUCAUGCUAGCCCUCAUCCUCUCGUGCUUUGUAUGUACACGAGCAGCGAAGAAGUGAGAUAGUACGCUUUCAUUUGACACGCGACGACCCGUAAAGCUCAGCCCUUUUGCAUCUCCCACAGUGAGAAUUUGUCCUCCACUGCGUUCCCUCACGUCUCAUGGCGAAUGAUGCCCCCUCAGAAAGCCUGAGCAUUGCGGCCCCUACCAAGCUACAAGUUGUUUCCGUGAUAGUCUUUGCACGUCACGGACGUUGAGGCUGCAGGACCUACCUUAAUAGUUUGGCAUCUUCCGGUGGCAAUUCGAACGACGGCCAGUAUUCGGGACUACUUAGACUCCUUCCAAAAGCGCUUGUAUUCGGCCCGCUUAGCUUUCUCACCGGGGAACAACUAUGCCUUUGGUGUAUAUAACCACAGAACACACGGGCCAACAUCGACACGGACCUUGUCGACAGUCCCCUGACCCUCGAACUCGCUCAUAAUGACAGCCGAAGCCCACUACACAACGCUCAGUGAGAUUCCCAAGAUUCAUGCGUGUGUCAGCGAGUACUUCAACUCUGGGGUCACCAGGCCACCACUCUAUCGCCGGCGCCAGCUCAUUCAGCUCGCUCGCAUGCUCCAGGACAACAUCGUUGCCUUCGAGGACGCCUUGAUGGCCGACCUUGGGAGGCAUCCUCAGGAAACUACGGCUUUAGAGGCCGCCCCAGUCAUUCAAGCAUGCAUCACCGCGAUGAACAACCUUGAAGACUGGACCAACCCUGAGAAGCCUCGAGUUGAGGAAUGGCGUAGCUCAUGGGACGCUACGGUCUAUCCCGUUCCCAAAGGCGUCGCUCUGCUCAUCACUCCCUGGAACUACCCUAUCGGGAUUACCUUUUCCCCCUUGGUCGGCUGCAUCGCUGCCGGCUGUCCAGCCGUCCUCAAGCCAUCAGAGCACACUUCUGCGGCUUCUGCACUUAUGGCUUCCCUGGUACCGAAAUACCUUGAUCCCCAAGCUUAUGUCGUGGUGCAGGGGGCGGUUUCUCAAGCCACCGCCCUUCUCGAUCUGCCUUGGGGUCACAUCUUUUUCACCGGGGGAAUCCGAAUCGCACGCCAGAUUGCAGCAGCAGCGGCGCAGUUUGUUACGCCUCUCACACUUGAGCUCGGAGGUAAGGGCCCGGUUAUUGUCGACCCUGACUGCGAUAUCGAGCUCGCAGCGAAGAGGACGCUGUACGGGAAGGUACAUAACAGCGGCCAGCUCUGCGUCGCUCCCGACUAUGUCCUGGUCCCGCGAUCUGUUGCGCUGCCAUUCUACGAGAGCCUGAAGAAGGCCCACGCAACGUUCUUCCCACUCGAUCCUCUUCAUCCUGAGUCGAAGUUGACGAAGAUCGUCAAUGAACACCACUACCGUCGCAUUGAACAACUAAUAAAAGACACGAAGGGAAACGUAAUCCUCGGCGGCCAGAGCGACCCUGGUACGCUUCGGAUUGCGACCACAGUUGUCGCGGACGUCAAGUUGGACGAUAUUCUGAUGGAUGAUGAAAUCUUCGGACCUAUCUUACCUGUGGUGGAGGUCGAGGACGUUGACGAAGCAAUUCGCAUCGUCGCAAAACGUCCUCAUCCUCUCGUCAUGUACAUAUUCACGAACAGCGAAGAGACUAAAGAAAAAGUCCUCAGCAAGACCAACAGUGGCUCAUUUGUGCUCAAUGACACACUCACCCAGCUUGCCGUUUACGAGAUGCCUUUCGGAGGGCACGGCGCUUCUGGCUAUGGUGCAUAUCAUAGCAAGGAUAGCUUUGAUAUGUUUACGCAUCGCCGCAGCUAUAUCAACGUGCCUCCUGCAACGGAACCGCAUUUUCGCUAUAGAUAUCGGCCGUACAGCGAGGAGAGCUACAAGGCUAUGUGCGCUAGAGCUUUUGUUGAGCUACCGAAUGCCUGAAAGCGGCCCUCGAAGUGCGCUUUUUUCUAUGCCAUCCCCACAAAGAACGAAAGGUCUGCCGUUCGGCUCGCAAGACCCAGUUCCACUACAUCUCGCUCGAAAUAUGAAGUCAUUCUCUGCAGAGCUCUGGCGCGUGGUAUAUUUAUCAUGAUAAGACCUCACUGAAGCGUGAAUGUUGCAGCUACAGCUGCAGAUAAGGCGUCAAAUUUUUCGAGAGCGGUACUUUCGAUGAGACCAGCGUCAGCUUAACUUACACAUGACGUAAGUUACACUGACGAGGCUCUAGCACAGGCGAACCCAGCAUUAGGACCCUACAAACCUUCAUUCAUCCCUACUGGAGUCAAAGCUCUACAGCGCGACGUGGGCGUGAUUUCGUGGGCAGGCAUUUGACAAGCUGCCUAGAAUCGAGCUGACGGACACUCUGCGCUCACCACGGCCAAGACUUGGUUGCGACGGUAGGCAAACCAUCCGACUGCUCGCUCGAUGCCGACACUAUCUCUGGGCGACUGGUCGUAUUCGACUGGCGGGCGAUUGAUGUGCACGCCGAAGAACCUUCACUCGACGAAUAAAGAUGUUCCUCAUCACCAUUUGAGGCUUUACCCGUGCGUCGAUCCAGGUGUGGUGGUAGGGCAAUCAUCAUCAACAUUAAUAUUGUAAGGUUUAGUUCAUCGGGAAAUACUCUUCUAUCUACUGAAAUUCGACCAGGCACGAAUAGUACAUCCUACGGGAUGUCGACCGAACCGGUAGUAGCUAGUCACCCCUGGUUGCCCCCGGGCUCGAUCUCAAAGUGAAACAACGAUCUCAAGAAUUGAACGAGAUCAGUAACAACGUUGAGAGGUCUGCAGGUGAGUAAAACCUCCUUUUUCCUGGCUUCUAUGUCUGCUGCCCACCUCUGUCGCACCAUCGAGGCGUAACAAUGGCAUUCAAGUUGUACCCUUGUUUGGACAUCAUGGCGACCAUACUCCUAAACACACUAUCUCCCUGUGAAGGAUCAGGAAAUAAAUGGUCGAGAAGCUUUCCACACACCUGUUGUACUCUCUUGUGUGAUCCUCAGGCGAGGAUACGAAGAUAGUUGCUUCCGACGGAUAAGCGCCCGAAAGCAGUCGGCGAGUGAAUCAGCCCGACUUCAAGCUGACCCCCUACCAUCAUGAGUGUAAUAACUCCUGUGCACAACAAUAUUUCCGACUGCAACUGCGGAAGAUCUCACAAUAUGAGCAAUGUCUACCUGCCUCUGUGCGACCUCUCGAAGGGUUGUGCUGUCUGCGGGACAACAAGUUAGGGGAAAGACGCCACCAGCGGAACGAGGCUUACACUGUGCUCUCGGUGUGGAGAGGUACGUCCAG